CUCGUCAAUCGUAUUGGAGGUGCGCCGUCGCGGUCGUCGUGGUGAGAUACAAGGAUGCCGCACUCCCAGCACUUCUUGUGCCAUCGUGACGUCGUACAGAGUACAGGCGUCCUCUUCAGUCUGUUUGGGUCAUUUUGCUCGGUCAACUCAAGUGACCUGGUCGUUGUUUUUGCCCAACGUAUCGACGUGUACCGCGUCGAACCAGUCACACGAUCCAGCCCUACAUCUUCCUCGAACAUCACAUUGCAUUUGCUGCAUACGUUCCCGCUGUCUGGCAUUGUCGAAUGUGCGCAACUAGUCCACGUGAAGAAGGCAGCAGCAUGUUUGGCGCUCACGUUUGCGGCGGCCAAAUUGGUACUUGUUCGCUACCAAGGCGGCUCGUUAGUCACUGUCGCAAUGCACAACUUCGAAGAAGACGGCAUGGGUCUUGGUACGGCACUGCAAGGAGAACGAUUCGGUCGAACGCAGUUCAGCGGCAUCUCGAGCAUUCCUCUGACAAUGGCAGACCCCGACCAUCGGUGUCUCUCGAUGCUGCUCUACCAAGACCAGCUCGUGGUGGUUCCCCUGCAAGACAGCCGGCACGACCCGACCGACGACGACGAAGAGGCCAUGUACCAGAUCGCUAGUCUCAAAAUGGAAGACAAGACUCGAACCGAGCAAUACGCGUCGACGUUGGCGUCGUUCGGGCUCGACGGUGUUGUCGGCCGAACGUUCAUGCUCCGCUUGAAGGAGCUCGACAUCCGUGGCAAGAUAAUCGACUUUGCCUUCCUCGAGGGGUAUUUGGAGCCGACCCUCAUGCUUCUCCACGAAGAGAACGACCGCCAGGCGACUGUCGGGCGUUUUGCUGCGGGGUUCGACACGUGCUGCUUGACAGUGCUUUCGAUCAACUUGACAACCAGACUCCAUCCCAAGAUUUGGUCCAUCGGAAACCUCCCGUCUGACUGCUUCAAGGUCUCGCCAUGCCCGGCCCCGCUUGGCGGGGCCAUCGUGCUGUCCCAAAACGCCAUUCUCUACUUCAACCAAAAUCAGUACUUUGGGCUGUCCACGACGGCAUUUGCCGACAAAACAAUCGACUCGACCAGAUUUCCACUGUACCCUUCUCCGCUCCUUCCUCCUGACGACAAAUUUCUCCUUACCAACUGUCGAACAUGCCUCCUCAACGCGGACGAGAUGCUGCUGAACGUGUCGGGCCAACUCUUUGUCUUGUCGUUGCCGAGUCACCGCAGCCUGAAGCAAAAGGGCUACUACGGCCAAGAAGUGUGCCAGCUCAUGCUGCGGCGCAUGUCGACUAGUCAAUUGAUCCCGGCGACGUCGAUGGCGGUCAACUUUGAAAAGCGCUUGAUCUUCUUCGGCACGCGCAAUGGCGACUCGCAGUUGUUUCGAUAUCACACGUCGGGCGACGACCACGGAACAGAUGCACCGACCGUCGCGACCACCCCCGCAUGCCCCGUGCCGGUGCCAGAUGAUCUCGACUCGGAUGGCGAAGACAUGUACUUAUAUGGUCGUGUUCUCGCCGCCCCGGAAACAACUCAAGAGAAUGAUGUAUCUCAGCCCGUCGAAGCCACCGUCGAGUUCGCCGACAUUUCCCUAGAGGUUGUAGACCACCUCGCCGCGAUCGGCCAAGUCACUGCGAUGGACAUGGGUGUGGAUGUCGACCUGGAAGGCGACGUGCCGAAGGAUGCGCUGGUGCUGAGUGGUGGAGUCGGCGCGCAAUCCAGUGUCUCUGUCAUCAAUCGAGGAAUUCGACCGGUCGUGAUCACGGAAGUGCCGCUGGAAGGGUGUCGAGCGAUAUGGGCGGUGUAUGGCUCGGCCAGCGCCACACACCACGGGUACUUGAUCCUGAGCAUGAAGAGCCGCACGAUGGUGUUGAAAGCUGGCGACGAAACGCUGCCGUUGGAAUCGUCGGGUUUGUUUGUGGAAGGGCCGACGCUUGCAGCGUCCAAUAUCCUGAAUAACCAGCGCAUUGUUCAAGUGUACAAGCAAGGAGUCCGUCUUUUGGAAGAGUCGAACGAGACUCUGGAAUGCACCCAAGAGAUUCCGCUAGAAGGAGAUAUCGACUGCGGCGGCCUCGGCGUCGACGGCCCUGUCGGCAUCGUGUCGGUCGAUAUCUUGGACCCUUACGUACUGCUCCUGCUCAGUGACGGCAGUCUCCGCGUCGUGUGCGCCGACAUGAACGACCUCGAUCUUUCGGUGAUUCACCCAGAUCUGGACGGCUCCCAAGGCCAGCAGAUCUGCUGUCUGUGCUUGUUUCACGACUGGGGGCACAUCUUCUCGCAGCCACCACCAGAAGAUGAUACACCCGCCACCCAAGAGCCCGACGUUGAAGCGGACCACGACGACGAUGACGACAUUGACGGGCUGUACAAAGUAGCAAGUGCUGAAAAGCAAGCGGCCGAGAAAUCCACACGACUGCUACCCCAGGACUCGACUGGUGCACCAGUCUACUGUGCAGUCUGCUUAGACAAUGGGACGAUGGUGGUCUACUGCCUGCCAGACUUCACGGUUCAAGCGGUGUUUCCCGGCCUGAACGUCGCACCCCAAGUGCUUGUAAACACCAAACUGACGUCGCUCCAGUAUCCCCUCGUGGGCCUUGCCCAAGACGGAAAGAAGCCCGCCAUGUUGUCCCCCGUCGCGGACAUUUGCAUCCAUCGCGUCGGUCCGAGCGACUCGACCGGCAACGGCAACGUUGUGAGCAAGAUGGUGCUCGUCGUGUAUGUGGCCAACGGCGACUUGAUCUUGUACCAAGCCGACGGCAGUCGGUUCGUCCGGCGCGCGACCCAGUCGAUUACGCGGCCUUUUGUCCUGAAGAAAGAAUCGUCGUUUGCCCAGCUCAACACGACGCUGUUCCGGUACCCGAUGUUGACGAAGUUUCAUUCGGUCAUGAACCAUUCCGGCGUGUUUUUCCGCGGCGCGUCGCCCAUGUGGAUUUGGAACUCGCGUGGGUUGCCUGCCUUGAGUCCGAUGGCCGUCCCGCUGUCCAAGAAGAACCAAGUCCCAGUCCUCUGUUUGACGGCUUUCCACCACUGGAACUGCCCGGAAGGGUUUGUUUAUUUUCACUCGGACGGGAUGCUCCGCGUCUGCGAAGUGCCGCCCCGUGCCACGAUCACCCAGAACGGAUGCACCGUGCAAAAGGUCCCCUUUGGCUGUACCAUCCAUCACUUGGUCCACAUCGGAUGCCAUGGCACUGGAGCUGUCCAGGACGCUCUGCAGACGCCGACGUACGCUGUCGUCGUUUCAACUGCCGCCCCUCCGCCCGUCGACGAUGGCACUGAAAACGACGCGGAAGCCGAUGCCGAAGAGGAUGGCUACACCGCACCAAAGCCUGGCGAGGUUUUGAAUGGCAUGGAGGCCGGUGACUUUGCUGGUGUGCUGGACGAACAGUACGAACUGCGUCUGGUGCAGUCGGUGGACGGGCACUUGUCCAAGGACAGCGUGUUUUCGAUCCAAAUGGAACGAUACGAAGUUGUGCUGACGAUCAAGGUCAUGUACCUGUCCGAUGCUCCCGUCCUCGUUCCCCAAGAAUGGAAGCAAAAGCGAAAGCCUUAUGUGGUGGUCGGCACCGGCGUUGUCGGACCGAAUGGCGAAGACGAGAACGGAAAGGGUCGGCUGCUCGUGUACGAGGUCGACUAUGCCCAGUACACCAGUGCCCACGGCGUCACGGGGCGCAAGCUUCCAAAACUCAAACAAGUGUACGCAAAAGACCACAAACAAGGCGGGAUUUCGAUGGUGUCGCAGCUGGGCGCGUACGUCCUGGCCGCCGUCGGGUCCAAGCUGAUUGUGUACGAGCUCAAGGGCGGUCAGUUGGUCGGGUGCGCCUUCUUCGACGCCCAGCUCUACAUUGUUAGUCUCAACGUGAUCAAGUCGUUCAUUUUGUACGGCGACAUUUACAAGAGCGUGCAUUUUCUGCACUGGAAACCCCAGGAAAAGUCCAUCAUUAUGCUUGCCAAAGACACAGAGCCGUUGGACAUCACGGCCACGGAAGUGUCCGUGAUGAAUUCGCAACUCGGAUUGAUUGCGUGCGAUCUACAGUCGAACGUCCACGUCCUUCAGUACGAGCCGACCCACGUCGAGUCCCGAGGCGGCCAGAAACUCCUCCGAACAUCCGACUUUCAUCUCGGCACCCGCGUCACGUCGCUGCUGCGAAAACGCGUGCUGGACUGUCCGUUUCCCCUCUACGUCACGCUGCUUGCGACGGCCGAAGGCGGCGUGGGAGUGCUCAUUCCUGUGCAAGAGCGGCUCUUUCGACGCAUGUAUACGCUUCAGAGCAUCAUGGUCAAUGUCCUGCCGCAGAACGCUGGGCUGAAUCCACGAGAAUUUCGACAAGCUCUGCACACUCGAAGUACGGGGCGGCCCGAUGCGUGGUGCACGUGGAAGGCAAAGAAGGCGUUCUUGGACUUUUCGGUCAUCGGGCGGUUCUCCGACUUGGAUUAUGUGGCGCAGCGAGAGCUGGCGCGAUGCAUUGGGACCACGCCAGAGGUUGUCCUCCACAAUUUAUUGGAACUCCAGCGCACCACGCUAUUCCUAUAACGACCCUAACGAACGAUCCCUGUCUUCCA
Molecule: messenger RNA, 4556 nt
Organism: Aphanomyces invadans
Lineage: Eukaryota; Oomycota; Saprolegniomycetes; Saprolegniales; Verrucalvaceae
Exons: 11
Coding region: 55-4527 (1490 amino acids)
Cellular component (GO): nucleus
Molecular function (GO): nucleic acid binding; protein binding
Source: RefSeq, a predicted model, not a curated record